Alternaria alternata is the source of this 546-nucleotide messenger RNA. RefSeq lists its product as hypothetical. The record is from RefSeq and is a predicted model, not a curated record. Lineage: Eukaryota; Fungi; Ascomycota; Dothideomycetes; Pleosporales; Pleosporaceae. The coding region runs from base 54 to 509 and encodes 151 amino acids. The transcript has a single exon.
GCGCACUAAGAACAACCAACUAUUGAAUUCAUUCAUGCUAUGUAGUGCUCAAAAUGGCUCUUGUUUUUGCUUCACCAUCAAUAGUAGCGGCGCACUAUUUCGUCCACAUGUUGUUUUUCUUCGUGUGCUCAUCUAAGCAAUCUCCCGUCAUCAAUGCUGCGAGAAAACCUUAUGCUGGUGUUCAAUCAUCGAUCGAGGAUAUCACAUUAGAUCAUUUAACAAGUCGCUCCGGUUCAAUUCUAUCCUUUCUCAUUUACCUGUCUUGUAUUUUUCUAGUACGUGUGUCCACAAGACUAAAUUGUACCAAACCUCGCAAAGAUGCGAUUGCGCGACGGGGUACAUACGCGGUACAUAGAGCGUGUCGCGAGAAGAGCGACCCCAUCACAGCUGCUGAAGACGCGCUCCCGAGUGCUGGGCAUCCGAUUCGCGAAGUUUGGGAAACGAGGUGGCACACAGAAUAUCCAGCGGAAGAGGUGGAAGCGGCAAAGCGCCGCUUUGCGAAGAGUUGAGAGACGCGCAUAACCCUUCAAAAGAUAUCCUAAGUAG